Molecule: messenger RNA, 4524 nt
Organism: Sodiomyces alkalinus F11
Lineage: Eukaryota; Fungi; Ascomycota; Sordariomycetes; Glomerellales; Plectosphaerellaceae
Product: RecF/RecN/SMC protein
Exons: 2
Coding region: 1-4524 (1507 amino acids)
Biological process (GO): mitotic chromosome condensation
Cellular component (GO): chromosome
Molecular function (GO): ATP hydrolysis activity; protein binding; ATP binding
Source: RefSeq, a predicted model, not a curated record
AUGUCAGCAGCGGCAGGCAGAACGCGUCGCACAAGACGACAAGCCAUCGUCGAGUCUUCCGAUGAGGACACACUCGCGAAUGCUAAGAUGGCGGAAGAUGACGAAGAAGACUACACCCCGGCACCUGCCCGCACCAUUCGCCGACAAACACGUUCAAGACUGAGCACGACGUCUGUUGCUUCUUCUAGUUCAGCACCAGCACCAGCACCAGCGCCAGCACCACGGCCGCGGGGCAGACCGAAGAAGAGCAUACCCGCCGCUUCCAUAGAUCCGAGCCAGAUUCUAGAAGCCCAUCAGACGGAAACCAUGAUGGACGUCGACGAACUGGUCGAUACGCCCGCCCCUGCCCCGAGGAAGCGCAAAAGUGUGGCCCAAAGGGCGGUCAAGUCGGAGACACCAGGCCUGGAGGAUCCGUCGCUUAUGACCCCAAAGCCGCCAACUACGCCCGAAACAUCGCAAAUUCCCCUCGCCGAUAUUACCAACACCAGCGUCAACGACCAGACGUCGAUGGCCGCCGAUGAGACCCAGGCCACAGUCAAGCCGAUCCGCCCCAUGGACACCAUCUUGGAGAAGCCCAUGGACAUCAUGCUCAAAUCGCGCAACGUGACCGUACCCGUCAUGGAGAACACCGCACCCAAGCCUCGCCUCGUCAUUACUCAUCUUGUACUCACAAACUUCAAGAGCUAUGCCGGCCGCCAGGAGGUUGGCCCGUUCCACGCCUCCUUCUCCUCCGUCGUCGGCCCAAACGGUUCGGGCAAGUCCAACGUCAUCGACUCUCUGCUCUUCGUCUUCGGUUUCCGCGCGAGCAAGAUGCGCCAGGGCAAGCUCUCCGCUUUGAUCCACAACUCGGCUCAAUACCCAAGCCUCGAUUACUGCGAAGUAGCCGUGCACUUCAAAGAGGUCAUUGACCAGACCAACGGCGCCGGUCCCGUCGAUAUCCCCGACUCGCAGCUCAUCGUAUCGCGCAAGGCCUUCAGGAACAAUUCGAGCCAGUACUUCAUCAAUGGCAAGCUCUCCAACUUCACCACCGUCACCACGCUACUGCGCGACCGCGGCAUCGACCUCGAUCACAAACGGUUCCUCAUCCUGCAGGGUGAGGUGGAGUCCAUCGCGCAGAUGAAGCCCAAGGCCGCGAACGAACACGACGACGGUCUCCUCGAAUACCUCGAAGACAUCAUCGGCACGUCCAAGUACAAGACGCCCAUCGAGGAGGCGGCCGCCGAAGUCGAGACCCUGAACGACAUUUGCAUGGAGAAGAGCGGCCGGGUCCAGCACGUCGAGAAGGAGAAGAACAGCCUCGAGGGCAAGAAAGAAAAAGCCCUGGCCUACAUCCGCGACGAGAACGAGCUCACCAUGAAAAAGUCCGCCCUCUACCAGCUCUACAUCAGCGAGUGCAACGACAACGUGGCGGUCACCGAGGAGGCCAUCAACCAGAUGCAAGCGCAGCUCGAUGCCGAGCUGGAGAAGCACGAGGGAAGCCAGAAGAUCAUCAAGGAGCUCCAGAAGAACUAUGCCCGAGGCGGCAAGGAAUUCGAAGCCCAGGAAAAGGAAGUCAAGAGCCUGACCAAGGAGGUCGCCAAGUUCGAGCAGGAACGCGUCAAGUUUGACGAGAAGCGCAAGUUCUUGACCGACAAGCAGAGGAAGCUGGAGAAGACCAUCGCCAACUGCGAAAAGUCGGCCGCCGAGGCAGACGAGACCGUCGUGGAAUGCAGCAGGGAGAUCGAGUCGCGCGCCCUCGAAAUCGCCUCGCUCGAGAUCAGAAUCCAGGAGGAAGAGGAGGAACUGGCCACCAUCCGCGAGAGCCUCAAGGGCAAGACGCAAAAGUUCUCCGACCAGAUCGCCGUCAAGCAAAAGUCCCUCGAGCCCUGGAUGGAGAAGAUCAACCAGAAACAGUCGGCCAUCGCCGUGGCCGAGAGCGAAAUGGCCAUCCUCCAAGACAAGGCCAACGCGGGCGAAGUGGCCGUGGCCGAACUGGAAGCCAAGAUCGCGUCCAUCGAGGAAGGGCGGGCCGCCAAGAUCGAGGAGCUCGAGGCCUGUGCGGCCGAGAAGGCCCGGCUCGAGAAGGAGGCGAGGAAGAUCGAAGCGAAGCUGCAGGAACUCGCCCAAGACGAGCCCAGGGUCCGCGCCAAGGUGUCCAACGCCCGACAGAGGGCCGACGAGGCCCGCUCGAGUCUCGCGCAGACCCAGACCCAGAACAAGGUCCUCACGGCGCUGCUGCGCAUGGAAGAGUCCGGCCGCAUCGACGGCUUCCACGGCCGCCUGGGCAACCUGGGCGUCAUCGACGAGAAGUACGACGUCGCCAUCUCCACCGCCUGCCCCUCCCUCGAGAACUUCGUCACCGACACCGUCGAGGCCGGCCAGCAGUGCAUCGAGUACCUCCGGAAGACCAACCUGGGACGCGGCAACUUCGUCUGCCUGGACAAGCUGAGGGCCCGCGACCUGCAGCCGAUCCAGACGCCCGAGAACGCCCCCCGGCUCUUCGACCUCGUGCGGGCCAAGGACGACCGCUUCCGCCCGGCCUUCUACCACGCCCUGCAGGACACCCUGGUCGCGCAGGACCUCGCCCAGGCCAACCGGAUCGCCUACGGCGCCAAGCGGUGGCGCGUGGUGACCCUGGACGGCGAGCUGAUCGACAAGUCCGGCACCAUGUCCGGCGGCGGCACCACGGCCAAGAAGGGGCUGAUGUCGUCCAAGCUGGUCCCCGAGCGGACCAAGGAGCAGGUCGCCGAGCUGGAAGCCGACCUCGAGGUGCUGGAGCAGAAGUUCCAGGUGUGGCAGGACCGCCAGCGGGACCUGGAAACCCGGCUGCGGUCCCUGCAGGAGGAGAUCCCGCAGCUCGACACCAAGAUGCAGAAGAUCGGUCUCGAGGUGGACAGCGCGGCCAGGAACCUCGCCGACGCGCAGCGUCGCAUCAAGGAGGUGGGCAGGGAGCAUCAGCCGUCGCAGACGGACGACAGCCGGAUGGCGGCGCUCGAGAAGGAGGUCGCCAAGCUCCAGCGGGAGCUUGGGAAGCUGCGCGACGAGACGGCGGGCGUCGAGGAGGAGAUCAGGGCGCUGCAGGACAGGAUCAUGGAGGCGGGCGGCGAGAAGCUGCGGAUCCAACGGGCCAACGUCGACGCGCUGAAGGAGGAGGUCGACUCGCAGAACGAGGAGACGUCCAACGCCGAGGUCCGGAAGGCCAAGGCCGAGAAGCAGAGGAUCAAGCUCGAGAAGGACCACGCCAAGGCCGCGAAGGAGGUCGAGGCGGCCGUCCGCGAGCUCGAGGCGCUGGAUCACGAGAUUGAGAACCAGGGCGAGAAGGCGGAGAUGCUUCGAGGCCGCGUCGAGGGGGCCGAGGAGGCGCUGGCCGUCAAGCAGGAGGAACUGGCGGCCCUGAAAGCCGAGCUGGACGAGAAGACGGCCGAGCUCAACGAGACAAGGGCGGUGGAGAUUGAGAUGCGGAAUAAGCUGGAGGAGAACCAGAAGCAGCUCGUCGAGAACCAGAAGAGGCUUCGGUACUGGAAUGAUAAGCUGUCCAAGCUUGGCAUUCAGGAUAUUGACGACCUCAUCGGUGCCCCUGGAUCGCAGGCGAAUCCAUCGCCGUCUCCUGCUGCUGGCGGUGCUCCUCCUGCUGCCGCUACGGCUGAAGGAGACGGAGAUGCGGAGAUGGAGGGUGCCGAUGAUGUAGCGUCCGGGUCGGAAGGCGAGGACGACGAAACCCUCCGGCCCGAAGCCACCGACCCCACGGCGCACGUGCGACAACCGCAACAACUCCCAUCCUACACGCCGGACGAGCUGGCGGGAAUGAGCAAGGACCGGCUCAAGGGCGAGAUCGCGGCGCUGGAGGAGAAGACGGCCAACGUCGGGGUGGACCUGGGGGUGCUGGCGGAGUACCGGCGGCGGGUGGAGGAGCACGCGGCGCGGUCGUCGGACCUGGCGACGGCGAUCGCGCAGCGGGACGGGGCGAAGCGGCGGUGCGACGAGCUGCGGCGGCUGCGGCUCGAGGGGUUCAUGGAGGGGUUCAGCGUCAUCUCGCUCCGGCUGAAGGAGAUGUACCAGAUGAUCACCAUGGGCGGCAACGCGGAGCUGGAGCUCGUCGACUCGCUGGACCCGUUUAGCGAGGGGAUCCUGUUCAGCGUCAUGCCGCCCAAGAAGUCGUGGAAGAAUAUCGGCAACUUGUCUGGUGGGGAGAAGACGCUGAGCAGCCUUGCGCUGGUUUUUGCGCUGCAUCAUUAUAAGCCUACGCCGUUGUAUGUCAUGGAUGAGAUUGAUGCGGCUUUGGAUUUCCGGAAUGUCUCGAUUGUUGCCAACUACAUCAAGGAGCGCACCAAGAACGCCCAGUUCAUCGUCAUUUCACUUCGGAAUAACAUGUUCGAGCUCGCGGCCCGGCUGGUGGGCGUUUACAAGGUGAACCAUAUGACCAAGAGCGUCACGAUCGAGAACCAGGACUAUAUCGUCAGCCGGCGACCGCAGGCACAGGCGCAGACGCAGGCGCAGCAGCACCAUCCUGCCACCGGACUGACGCAGACGUUGACAUUGAGAUGA